Galeopterus variegatus (Sunda flying lemur) is the source of this 914-nucleotide messenger RNA. Its product is annotated as IST1 homolog. NCBI's taxonomy places the organism in Eukaryota, Metazoa, Chordata, Mammalia, Dermoptera, Cynocephalidae. Gene Ontology annotation, biological process: protein transport. The transcript has 7 exons. The record is from RefSeq and is a predicted model, not a curated record. Bases 84 to 914 code for a protein of 276 amino acids.
AGCAAUCUUCAUUUCUUUGGUCAUACAUCUUGACGCUUGCUCAGCAAGGUGAUUUGUGAGCUGCUGUGUCUUGUGGUGAAACAAUGUUCAGCUCUACCUUCAAAGCUGAUCGCCUUCGGGUUAACCUGCAACUGGUUAUCAAUCGCCUAAAACUCCUGGAAAAAAAGAAAACUGAGCAGGCCCAGAAAGCAAGAAAGGAGGUUGCAGACUAUCUGGCUGCUGGGAAGGAUGAGCGAGCUCGGAUCUAUGUGGAGCACGUUAUCCAGGAAGACUACCUCGUGGAGGCCAUGGAGAUUUUGGAGCUGUACUGUGACCUACUGCUGUCUCGGUUUAGCUUGAUUCAGUCCACAAAGGAACUAGAUUCUGGUCUGGCUGAAUCCAUGUCUACACUAAUCUGGGCAGCUCCUCGAUUGCAGUCACAGGUGCCUGAGUUGAAAAUAGUAUCUAAUCAGCUAUGUGCAAAAUACAGCCAAGAAUAUGGUCAACUGUGUCGAACCAAUGAGAUUGGAACUGUCAGCUCUCGGCUAAUGUGUAAAUUGAAUGUGAACACUCUACCCCAGGUUCUAGUGGAACAAUACCUUACAGAAAUUGCUAAGAACUAUGAUGUGCCCUAUAAAUCUAAGGCAACCGUUAUGGCUGAAGUCCCAGCAGACCUGGUCAGUACCGGAUUUACCGAGGAUGUCAAGAAAGAUGCCCUCGGCAGAGGAGGUGGUACUGUAGUGGGAACUGGUCAUCCAUGUGGGGCAUCACCAGUAUCUACACUAGGGCCCUUAACUGUGCCAUCUGCAGUCCCUUGUUUCCCAUCACUUCCUCCUGAAAGACAGGUCAGUAUGAAUGGGAGAACUGAAUCUGGAAUGGGACUACGGGUAGUGUCAGAAUAUAUUUCUCAUUGGGCGUUUCGAAUAGUAAAAUGA